Molecule: messenger RNA, 2052 nt
Organism: Cervus elaphus (red deer)
Lineage: Eukaryota; Metazoa; Chordata; Mammalia; Artiodactyla; Cervidae
Product: vegetative cell wall protein gp1-like
Exons: 2
Coding region: 266-1537 (423 amino acids)
Source: RefSeq, a predicted model, not a curated record
AAGACACUUCCAAGUAAGGCUACAGAAACCAAGUUCAACUCACAGCACAGGUCACGCUGUAUUUACAGAAACCACAGCCAGUGCUGGGGGCUGAGGAGUUACGUAAAAGUUAACGGUUCAAGGGAAACCCCGCCUGCUUUGUAGUUUUUCCCUGCCCAUGUGAAACAUGGUUUUCCCUCCAUGACCUCACCGUUCUUCAAAGAGAUGAUGUUAACCGACAGCAUCUUUCCGAGCUCACAGUCACGCCUGAUGUCGAGAGCUGGGGAUGCCGCAGCAACUCAGCCUGGAAAGAGGAUGCGGUAGCAGUCCUGUGCCUGCCCGCCUCACCGCCGUGCAGCCUGUGGUCCAGCAGCUGCCCGUCUCCCUGCCCCAGCCUGGAUCACCGCCCCACUGCCCGUCUCCCUGCCCCAGCCUGGAUCACCGUGUGGCUGCCCGUCUCCCUGCCCCAGCCUGGAUCACCGAGUUGUUGCCCGUCUCCCUGCCCCAGCCUGGAUCACCGCGUGGCUGCCCGUCUCCCUGCCCCAGCCUGGAUCACCGCCCCACUGCCCGUCUCCCUGCCCUAGCCUGGAUCACCGUGUGGCCCCCAUCUCUCUGCCCCAGCCUGGAUCACCGUGUGGCCCCCAUCUCUCUGCCCCAGCCUGGAUCACUGCGUGGCUGCCCGUCUCCCUGCCCCAGCCUGGAUCACCGCCCCACUGCCCGUCUCCCUGCCCCAGCCUGGAUCACCGCGUGGCUGCCCGUCUCCCUGCCCCAGCCUGGAUCACCGUGUGGCCCCCAUCUCUCUGCCCCAGCCUGCAUCACCGCGUGGCUGCCCGUCUCCCUGCCCCAGCCUGGAUCACCGUGUGGCUGCCCGUCUCCCUGCCCCAGCCUGGAUCACCGCGCGGCUGCCCGUCUCCCUGCCCCAGCCUGGAUCACCGCGCGGCUGCCCGUCUCCCUGCCCCAGCCUGGAUCACCGCGCGGCUGGCCGUCUCCCUGCCCCAGCCUGGAUCACCGAGUUGUUGCCCGUCUCCCUGCCCCAGCCUGGAUCACCGCCCCACUGCCCGUCUCCCUGCCCCAGCCUGGAUCAUCGCGCGGCUGCCCGUCUCCCUGCCCCAGCCUGGAUCACCGCGCGGCUGCCCGUCUCCCUGCCCCAGCCUGGAUCACCGCGCGGCUGCCCGUCUCCCUGCCCCAGCCUGGAUCACCGCGCGGCUGCCCGUCUCCCUGCCCCAGCCUGGAUCACCGAGUUGUUGCCCGUCUCCCUGCCCCAGCCUGGAUCACCGAGUUGUUGCCCGUCUCCCUGCCCCAGCCUGGAUCACCGCCCCGCUGCCCGUCUCCCUGCCCCAGCCUGGAUCACCGCGUGGCUGCCCCGGCAGUCUUAGCCAUUCAGCGCUCUGUGAGACUUCGAGGAGCUGAGACGCCCCGUGUGCUGUCUCAGGGCAGGGAGACCUCAGUGGUGCCCCUGCAGGUCAAGAAGGCCCACGGGGAGGCUGAGGCGGCACCUGAGACAGUCGAGCGCUCCGAGGCCCCAGGCUGUGCUGCAGAUCUCCCGCAGUGGAGCUGACUGCGGUGCCUCUCAGGACACAGGGCCCAUUGUGGACAGCGGUCAGACACUGACCCAGUAGCCUCCUCCUCUGGCUGACACAGGGGGUAAAGUGACCGCUGCGGGGCGAGGGGCCUCCGCCCGGGGUCACAGAGCCCGUGCUGACUUGCGGGCAGGUGUCACUGCUGAGACACUAGCCCUUCCUGCUUCUCGGCUGUAAUACGCUGGUGACCGUGACGGGCGGUGAGAGGCAGACCGCUGCGGUCACAGGACCCUGUGCUUCCAGGAAUGACUGAGCACGAGGCCUCUGCCCCGUGAAGAGCCAAGCGAGGACACGGUCCUCUCUGCUCUGACCCCACAGAGCUCUGAAGGUGCUGCCGUCCCUCGUGUAACCCUCAACACGUGUCACCCCAGGAAAACCCCGUGCCCCAGGGAGUGAGCGCAGAGGCCCAGGACAGCCAGUGAGACCUGGCAGUGUAAUAACACGCUCCAGCAGCAGGUGGCAACAGAGGACUUCGCCAGCGAUUGGGCAGCCG